Molecule: messenger RNA, 2748 nt
Organism: Xenopus laevis (African clawed frog)
Lineage: Eukaryota; Metazoa; Chordata; Amphibia; Anura; Pipidae
Gene: fam124b.S
Product: family with sequence similarity 124 member B S homeolog
Exons: 3
Coding region: 904-2184 (426 amino acids)
Cellular component (GO): nucleoplasm
Source: RefSeq, a predicted model, not a curated record
AAAGUCGCAGUUUGCGGCAACAAACCCAGGAAACUUAUUGAUAAAUGGGGGGGGGGGUGGUUUUCAGAAAAUAGUUAGGAUUCCGAUAAAAAUCCCCCUAAAAGUCACCUGGGAAUACCAUGACCUGUAUGAAAUGACUUGGAGCUGGAGCCUUUAUAGUGUGUCAUGGAGACUUACCAUAUCCUUAUGUUGUACAAUAGGGGGUACUUUAUUCUAAACAAACGCAAUCAAAUAAUUAGGCUGAUUGUAAAAGAGAUUUAUUAAUCAUUAUACACUACAUUUUCUUUCUUAGAACAGCAACAUUAUGAUAUGACGCAAUGUAGCAACGUCACAGGCACGUGUCUGACAACUUUCCCGCACAGUAUGACGUCAGUCUACGCAGUCGCAGACAGAGGGAAAUAUGUCAGAUAAAGGCCAGAGCUUGAGUAGAACGGUUUUCUGCAUGUGUAUGUAGUAAGAAGCUCAGUUCCACACUACUCAUGUAACAUAUCAGCAGCAUUCACACAAUAGUAAACGCUUCACUGAGUUCCAUCAGUAGUUGUUUGUCGCUCUGCCCACUGGCGCACUUUCCCAUCCCAAACGAAACCGCCACAGAACGUCGCCUCCUCUGAUUGGUUUUCACGCAGGCGGCGCGGAGGGUUACCUGUACCGCAGGACCAAUAGGAGUAGCGCGACGGACGACCUGUUAUAGGUACAGAGCGAUGACACUGGGCACCGUUGCUAGGGUAUGACGUCACUUCAACUGGUGGCGGAGGUUUCCGCGCAGUUAUUCGCCGCUGGGUUUCACACGCUGUGGGGCAAUGAGCUGGACACUUGCGCUCCUACCUGCUGUCCUAAUAAUGUACCGUGGAAGGUGUGAGAGCUUUCAUGGAGUUGACAAGUGGGCGUUUUAGGGACAUUUAAAUGGAUGAAAGACAACCAGUUUUGCCUCUUACUGUUCAUCUCCUUGCCAACUCAGGUGAUUCACUUGCCUUUCAACUUGCUGUUGAUCGUCUUCUCCACAGGAUAUGCUCAGAUGUCCCGUUGUUUCUUGUGUCGGAACGGGCUGCUCCCAUUAAGCUGUAUGAGUGCCAAAAGAAAAGGAGCGAAUUCCCAGGAAUAUCAGUGACACUGUUCCUGCGUGAGGACUUGGGGGAGGAAAGGAUUGAUCUCCUGCAAAGUUUUUUCCAGCUACCUCCAUGGGCUCACAUAAUCACAGACUUCCAGGAAGGAAGAUCCUGCCCUGUUAAACUGCCGCUUUGUGAUUAUUAUAGUCUGGAUACACACAUGCCUGUGUGGGAAAUAAGGCAUGUCCAUUACGGCACAGAAAUUGUGAGACUUACUGUGUAUUGUAGCUGUGAUAACUAUGAAGAUGCCGUAAGGCUGUAUGAAACAAUCCUGCAGAAGGAGGCAACGAGCCAAAAAGCUGGAUUUUGUUUCUUUGUACUGUAUUCUACAAGUCAUGUGUCUGUUCAGCUUUCCCUAAAGCAGCUGCACCCAGGGAUAUCUGUGCAAGUUAAGGAUGCGUGUGCUCUGCAGUUUGCUGUUCAUGCAGUGGGACAACUGGUUCCUCUACUGCCCUAUCCUUGUGUGCCCAUCAGUGAUACCAGGUGGCAAACUCAAGAUUAUGAUGGGAACAAAAUCCUCCUUCUGGUUGUCGGCAACACUACAGCAACAGAAGUUAAGACUGAAAGCAAAGCCGCCAGUACACUAAUGGUGAAUCCUAAUAGCUCAUCAUUACUGUUCAGCUCUCUGAAUAGAAGUAUGGAAGCGCAAGUGCAGACUGCAAAAGACAGCAUUAUCCCUAAAAAUGUCUGUGUGCCUUGCAACUCCUUGGAUCAAAGUGAAACCGUAUACAAUAACAUCAGUCCCUCACAGAAAAUGAUGACAACACACGGUGUUCAAAUGAAAGAAACCGAGAGUAAUGUGGAUACUGGAUAUACAGUUGUCAGCCUGACAAGUCAGCAGGCUUAUAUGUGUGAGCUUUUAGAGGAUAAGCAGCGUUCUCCUGCUUCAGAAGAUAUCUACUUUUCCACUUCAAAAAGCAAAAGUCCCCAGAAUAUGUCCUAUAAACAGUCUUUAUCCUCUGAUGUGGCCAAAGGUGGUAAAGCAUUUGGCAUGGCAGAAAACAUGUUUCAUGUUGAGAGAGACCAGAUACACAACAGCAAUAUAUAUAUAAGUGAAGAAGAAGAGUUUUUUAUUUGACUUAAUCUAAUUUAGAAUCAACUUUGCUUUUUUUUGGAAGUAGAUGUUUCAUGUUUAUACUAGGCCAUACUAAACCUCAGUGACUAAAUGAGGGCAUCACAGUAUUGGUCCUUACGAAAGUGCUCUGUAUAAUAUUCACUUGGAUGUACCAUAGCAAUACCUGUGCAGGAGAAUUUCUAUUUCACAUCACUACUGAAGAAUAGAGAUGGGCGAAUAAGUUUGCCAGGCAUGGAUUCGGACGAAUUUCCUCAUUUCGCCAUCUGCGAAUUGUUUCGCGAAACUGCUGCGAGAAUUUGCCGGCGGAAAAAAAUCACUGCAACAAAAAAGUGUAAAAAUUGCCGCGUGUCAAAAUAAUUUUUACGCCCAUUGACUUUAAUGCAUUUGGACAAAAAAAGUCACGCAAUUUUUUUUGGAGUUUCACAAAUUUUUCAGUAGAGCAAAAUGGGACAGAUUCACCCAUCACUACUGAAGAAGAGUUCAUACAGAAAUAAAUAAGACCGACAUUUCAACACCUGUAUAAUGUUAGGUUUCCACCUAUUUAUAAAGUAUUUCUACUGUCACAUA